AUGCCGAGGUAUUCCAGUUGUUGGCUCGUCGACAACAAAUUCGUGGUCAAGACCGGCAAGGGUGUCACGAGGAGCGAGGCAGAAACACUACGACUGCUCGGGGAGAAAGGGCUGCAAGUGCCCGAAGUCAUCGACCACUACGCCGACCCGGCGACCGGCAACCAUGUGAUUGUCAUGGAAUACAUCGAGGGCCGUUCGCUGGACCAGGCCAUAGACUCGUACGGACCCGAGGAGAAGAAGUCAAUAAUAUCACAGCUGCAACGGUUCAUGACAACAAUGCGGCAGGAGCUGAGGACCACCAAAUUCAUCGGCUCCGUCGACUCGACGGACGUGAAGGACCUCCUGUUCGUCCCGGCACUUUCGGGCCCCUUCGAUUCCGAGAAGGAGUUCGUCGACGGCCUGGCCGGCUCUCUCGAGGCGCGGGCCGAAGGGUCGUGGAUCAAGCUCGUCACGGUCCUUCUGAACCAUCUGCCGGACCACGGGAGUAACUUCGUCCUGACUCACGGAGACAUCAACCCGCGGAACAUCCUCGUGAGGGGCUCUCAGAUCGUGGCCAUCCUUGACUGGGGCCAGGCUGGCUAUUACCCGGAAUACUGGGAGUCUGUAAAGUCAUGCUUCUGGGACCUAGAUCUCGAUUUCUUUCAUAAGGCCAUCGUCGAGGAAGUUUUGCGGCCGUACCCGCUGGAAUUGAGUGUUCUGCUGCAUGCGCGGGAUAUUGUGUGGUGA
Messenger RNA from Phialemonium atrogriseum, 726 nucleotides. RefSeq names its product kinase-like domain-containing protein. NCBI's taxonomy places the organism in Eukaryota, Fungi, Ascomycota, Sordariomycetes, Cephalothecales, Cephalothecaceae. The record is from RefSeq and is a predicted model, not a curated record. Gene Ontology annotation, molecular function: protein kinase activity; ATP binding. Gene Ontology annotation, biological process: protein phosphorylation. The coding region runs from base 1 to 726 and encodes 241 amino acids. The transcript has a single exon.